This is a messenger RNA of Homo sapiens (human), 1680 nucleotides long. RefSeq names its product pyrroline-5-carboxylate reductase 2 (gene PYCR2). Gene Ontology annotation, cellular component: mitochondrion; mitochondrial matrix; cytoplasm. The record is from RefSeq and is marked reviewed. Lineage: Eukaryota; Metazoa; Chordata; Mammalia; Primates; Hominidae. The transcript is spliced from 7 exons. Gene Ontology annotation, molecular function: pyrroline-5-carboxylate reductase activity. Gene Ontology annotation, biological process: cellular response to oxidative stress; L-proline biosynthetic process; L-glutamate catabolic process. The coding region runs from base 141 to 1103 and encodes 320 amino acids.
AUCCCAGAAGCUGCUGUUAGCUCGCCGGUCCUCGGCACGCCGCCCGUUCGCCCCUGCGCUGUCCGCCCUUCCCCUAGCGUUACUUCCGGUCCCUCGCUGAGGGGGUUCGUGCGGCUCCCAGGAGGCGUGAACCGCGGACCAUGAGCGUGGGCUUCAUCGGGGCCGGCCAGCUGGCCUAUGCUCUGGCGCGGGGCUUCACGGCCGCAGGCAUCCUGUCGGCUCACAAGAUAAUAGCCAGCUCCCCAGAAAUGAACCUGCCCACGGUGUCCGCGCUCAGGAAGAUGGGUGUGAACCUGACACGCAGCAACAAGGAGACGGUGAAGCACAGCGACGUCCUGUUUCUGGCUGUGAAGCCACAUAUCAUCCCCUUCAUCCUGGAUGAGAUUGGGGCCGACGUGCAAGCCAGACACAUCGUGGUCUCCUGUGCGGCUGGUGUCACCAUCAGCUCUGUGGAGAAGAAGCUGAUGGCAUUCCAGCCAGCCCCCAAAGUGAUUCGCUGCAUGACCAACACACCUGUGGUAGUGCAGGAAGGCGCUACAGUGUACGCCACGGGCACCCAUGCCCUGGUGGAGGAUGGGCAGCUCCUGGAGCAGCUCAUGAGCAGCGUGGGCUUCUGCACUGAGGUGGAAGAGGACCUCAUCGAUGCCGUCACGGGGCUCAGUGGCAGCGGGCCUGCCUAUGCAUUCAUGGCUCUGGACGCAUUGGCUGAUGGUGGGGUGAAGAUGGGUUUGCCACGGCGCCUGGCAAUCCAACUCGGGGCCCAGGCUUUGCUGGGAGCUGCCAAGAUGCUGCUGGACUCGGAGCAGCAUCCAUGCCAGCUUAAGGACAAUGUCUGCUCCCCUGGGGGAGCCACCAUCCACGCCCUGCACUUUCUAGAGAGUGGGGGCUUCCGCUCUCUGCUCAUCAAUGCAGUUGAGGCCUCCUGUAUCCGAACACGAGAGCUACAGUCCAUGGCCGACCAAGAAAAGAUCUCCCCAGCUGCCCUUAAGAAGACCCUCUUAGACAGAGUGAAGCUGGAAUCCCCCACAGUCUCCACACUGACCCCCUCCAGCCCAGGGAAGCUCCUCACAAGAAGCCUGGCCCUGGGAGGCAAGAAGGACUAAGGCAGCAUCUGUCCCCUCUGUGAUUCAGAGCCCUUAGUUGAGAGCCCCUGCCGCCCCUGCCACCCCCCUGCCCCGCUCCCACCAUUGCCCCUCCUCAGCUGUGCAAGGAGAAAGCAUGCUUAGGAAGUUUUCAGGUCCUUGUGAUAAAACCUCCUUAAAUCUGUUCAGACCAAGCAAUGCGAGCUUCCUCUCCUGUCCCAUGUUGGAAGUUGCUCUGAAGGGGUGGUAGAUGCUGGAAGCCAGACACAACCCUGCGUACGCUGCUCAGUUGGUGGAGACUGGGGCUGGGACUGGAGUCAGCCCAGCUGGGAGGAGGGGCUGGGGAGGAUCUGCAGCUGAAGCCCGAGGCAGGGUUGGUGUGAUGCCAAGGCAAAGUGGUGAGGAGAAAACAGGAAACGGGCUUUCUCUGAAUUGGUAAAUGGGAAAGAAGUGAGCAACUUAAGAUUGUCACAAUUAAUCACAAGUGUACAGGAUUAGACUGGGUUUAUAUUUAACUCUUGCUUCAUAGGUGUACCAUUUAAAGAGUGUUAUUUAAUGCUAAGUUUAACUGCUUUAAUAAAGUUUAUUUUUAAAUAUC